This is a messenger RNA of Miscanthus lutarioriparius, 630 nucleotides long. The record is from the annotation of a GenBank genome assembly. Lineage: Eukaryota; Viridiplantae; Streptophyta; Magnoliopsida; Poales; Poaceae.
AUGCCCUGGGAUCCUUCACUUGAGAGGGAUGAACCUGGAGGAGUGGGUAGCACCGAUACCCGGCCUUCCGUGCUUGACGGGCUUGUAACUGAUGGAGAAUUCAGCAAGAUGAGUCCUGACAGGCUCAGGCUUCUCACCAGCAGCUUGCGCCUACCUUCUGCGGGCGCGGGCGGGGAAGAGCUGGACGAGGUCGUCGGUGGACAUGUCGAGGAGCGCGUCGAGGUCCACGCCGCGGUAGCUGUACUUGCGGAACGUCCUCUUCUUGGGCUGCCCCGCGGCGGCGACCUCCGCCUCGACGUCGACGUCCGCGUGCGAGGCACCAUCACGCGCGGAGAGGGGUUAGUCAGCUCGGCCACAGCGAAAUGCGUGCGCGUUGUGGAUUCGAGGGCGGGUCGAGGGUGCGAGCUGUGGCCACUCACCAUGGCUGCGGUUGGGUUGGAGGAGAGGAGAGGCAGGGGAGCCGAGGCGCGGCGGGGCAGUGGAGGCGGCGGCGGCGUGCUAGGGUUUGCUGGAAGAGGCGUGGCCGCGGGUAUAAUAUCAGGUGUUCUAAUCCGCUUGGGGAUGGGCCGUUGGAAUUUUCGAAGCCCUUCGACAUCGGACCACCUGCGCAAAGGAGCCCAUACUGUUUGA